This is a messenger RNA of Peromyscus maniculatus bairdii (prairie deer mouse), 1057 nucleotides long. RefSeq names its product amelotin (gene Amtn). Gene Ontology annotation, biological process: odontogenesis of dentin-containing tooth; positive regulation of enamel mineralization. Gene Ontology annotation, cellular component: basement membrane; cell-cell junction. The record is from RefSeq and is a predicted model, not a curated record. Lineage: Eukaryota; Metazoa; Chordata; Mammalia; Rodentia; Cricetidae.
GGCAUUUUCCCAGUCCCCGACUCUAAAUCCAGCCAAGCUUAAAAUGUCUUGAGGACUUAAAACUGCUCCAAAAGACAUGGAGUUUAAAUGAAUAUCGUUGUUUAGGGGACAACCUGUUACCUUCCUGAUCUAAAAGGAUCCGAAACCUCAAAUGCGUCCCUCCUGCUUUAUCAAAUACUUAUAUUCACAGAAGCAGAUUCGCCCCACUCUGGGAUUUCCUCCAACGACAUCUCCAGAUCAGGGAACACGACUGACCCAAGAGCAAGCAAACCAGGUCUUUCCUUCCAUAAGUCUAAUACCGCUAGCACAGCUGCUCACCCUGGGGUCAGACCUGCAAUUGCUCAACCCCGCCACUGGACCGGCACAUGGCACACAGACGUUUCCUUUUCCCCUAGGGCCGCUGAACAGACCACAGCAGCUGCAGCCCCAGAUGUUACCCAUCAUUGUGGCACCACUUGGAGCUCAGGGUGCUCUCCUAAGCUCAGAGGAACUGCCAUUAGCCUCACAGAUCUUCACAGGCCUCCUUAUCCACCACCCCUUGUUUCCCGGAGGCAUUCUGCCCUCCAGUCAGACAGGGGCUAAACCAGAUGCGCAAACCGGAGUCCUUCCUACGAGACAGGCAGGAGCAAGCCCCGCUGUACAGGGAACCACCCAGAGCCAAGUCACAACUCCCGGUGUCACAGAUGACGACGACUAUGAAACCAGCACCCCUGCAGGCAUGAGAAGGGGCACACACACCACGGAGGGAACCACUCUAGACCCACCGAAUAGAACUCAGUAAGAUGCUUCAGAUCUCCUUGGCUAAAGCACAUCACAUUUGGAGGUUAUAUGUGAAUCAUCUUCAUUAGUCGCAUGACAGAAAAGACUGAGACACAGUGAAAGGUCUUAGGAGGUAGAAAUUCUUAGUUUAUCUGAGACUUUGCUUGAAAUUUCAGAAGAUAUAUUCAAUGAAGAGAAUGCCAAGUUCAAAAAAAAAUCAUUAAAUAGAUCAAUUUGUCUUUGAAAUACUUUGUGUGCUACUUCAAAUCUGAAAGAUGUGUAUAUUAAAAUAUAUUUU